Cadophora gregata is the source of this 333-nucleotide messenger RNA. RefSeq lists its product as uncharacterized. Gene Ontology annotation, cellular component: mitotic spindle pole body; spindle microtubule; mitotic spindle. NCBI's taxonomy places the organism in Eukaryota, Fungi, Ascomycota, Leotiomycetes, Helotiales, Ploettnerulaceae. The transcript is spliced from 3 exons. The record is from RefSeq and is a predicted model, not a curated record. The coding region runs from base 1 to 333 and encodes 110 amino acids.
AUGUCGUCCAGCAUCACCCGGCCACCAGCCGCCUCUUCGACGAGUGCGCAGCCAGAAAGGUCAUUCUUCGAGCAACAGCGGGAGAUUCUGCUGCAGGAGAUUGGCAUUAGCUUUGAACAUGUAUUGGCGAAUAUCAACAAACUGAAUCGAUCGCUGGAGGGUGUCAUUGCUGUCGGAAAUGAAUUCGGCUCAGUUGAGGCACUAUGGUCGCAAUUCGAGAAUGUGAUGGCUAAAGAUCCCGACGCGGAGCCAGAAGGACAGGACGAAGAGGGAGAAGAUGGACAUGGAGAAGACGAGACCGAGUUGAGUGAGGCGCAGGGAAAUGGUCGAUAA